AGGAAACAUAUGGUUUUGCUGGAAAAUUUGAGUUCAAUGGCUCCAAAGCAAGUGCCAGAGAUGUUUGUGCUGCUCUGUAUAACAGGUUUUGCCUUCUAUAUCAAUGGCCAACCUCUCCAAAGUCAGUUUAAAGGAGAAAACUACUCCACAAAAUACGUUUGUAGUAUACCUGGGUUACCUGGCCCCCCAGGCCCUCCUGGAAACCAUGGCUCACCUGGACCACAUGGCCGGAUUGGGAUCCCAGGCCGAGAUGGCCGAGAAGGCAAAAAGGGAGAAAAGGGUGAGAAAGGAAAUGCAGGUGUAAGAGGAAAGAUGGGUCCUGCAGGACAAACUGGAGACCGAGGAGACCAAGGGCAGCCUGGCAAAAGAGGGCCUACAGGAUCAGUAGGAGGUAAAGGUGACAUGGGACCUCUUGGUCCAGCAGGACCAAAAGGGGAGAAAGGAGAAAGAGGAAAAACAGGUCCACCGGGAAUCUGUAAAUGUGGGCAAAUCAUACUGAGAUCAGCUUUCUCUGUUGGUAUUACUACAAGUUACCCAGAGGAAAGAUUGCCAAUCAUAUUUAACAAAGUCCUUUUUAAUGAAGAGGGACAUUAUAAUCCUUCAACAGGAAAGUUCAUCUGUGCCAUCCCAGGGAUUUAUUAUUUCUCCUAUGACAUUACACUGGCAAAUAAACACCUUGCCAUCGGUCUAGUUCAUAAUGGGAAGUUCCGGAUAAAGACAUUUGAUGCUAACACAGGAAACCAUGAUGUGGCAUCUGGGUCAACAGUGAUUUACCUUCAACCUGAGGAUGAGGUGUGGCUUGAGAUCUUCUACACUGACCAAAAUGGCCUUUUUUCUGAUCCCACAUGGGCAGACAGUCUGUUUUCAGGAUUUCUCUUAUAUGUAGAUACAGACUACCUUGAUGCUCUGUCAGAUGAAGAUGACCUGUGAUGGAGAUGGCUACAUACUUCUAAAUGAACAAACGGCAGUGGGUAGACUCUGCCCUUCCCUCUUUAUAAGGCAAUGCCUUUAUCUGGAUAUUUGUUGUUGUUGUUGUCAA
Messenger RNA from Notechis scutatus (mainland tiger snake), 1039 nucleotides. RefSeq names its product C1q and TNF related 7 (gene C1QTNF7). The record is from RefSeq and is a predicted model, not a curated record. NCBI's taxonomy places the organism in Eukaryota, Metazoa, Chordata, Lepidosauria, Squamata, Elapidae. Gene Ontology annotation, molecular function: protein binding.